AUGAAUGUAUUGUUGAACAACCAAUCUCUCUUAUUACAGAAUAAAGAAGAACAUCAUUGUGGUCAUUUCAUAUUCGAAGGACCACCUGGAGUGGGAAAGAGAACCAUGAUCACUGCCCUGCUUCGAGAUACUUUUGGCCAAGAUAAAGUACAGGCAACCGAACAACCCAUUACAUUUCUGUUAAAGGGGGAAGCCAUAGGAAGUAUUGAAGUAAAGGCAAAGGUAUCAUCUCAACAUGUUGAAGUAAAUAUUGAUAAAGUGAAGGGAUAUGAAAAGCAUGUUAUCAUUGAUCUUAUCAAAGAGAACUCCAACAGGCUUCCAAAUGUAUCAAUGAAAUGCAGGAGAGAAGAACGCCGGGCUAUUGUCCUAUAUGAAGCAGAUCAGAUUUCUGCUGAUGUCCUACCGUAUAUCAGGUGGCUACUUGAGAAGUACAGAGGCCGCAAUUCCUUGUUUUUCUGUUGCACAAAAGCUUCAAAGCUUCAAUCUCUAACAUCACUUUGUACAGUUGUUCAACUUAAUGCACCUUCCAUUGAAAAUAUAGUUGAUGUUCUGAAAUUCAUAGCAAAGAAAGAAGGGAUUGAUUUGCCCCUCAAUUUGGCUGUAAGGAUUGCUAAUAACUCAAAGAACAACCUAAGGCAAGCCAUUCGUUCAUUUGAAGCCACGUGGAAUUGCAGUCCUCAAUUAAAGGAAGACCAAGAAAUUAAGACGGGUUGGGAAGAUGAUAUUGAAGAUAUCGCAAGAAGCAUAAUAGAAGAGCAGAGCCCAAAACAGUUGUAUAUCAUAAGGAGGAAACUACAAAAUAUUUUGGAGCACAAUGUUUCUCUGGAGUUCUUCUUCAUGACUCUAAUGAGAGAACUGAUGAAACAUUUGCCAGACCAGUUACAAACACAAAUGGAGAAAAUGCACAAAGAUUAUAUUGAUCGACUUGAGGAAAUGAACAAAAGACAAAAAGAUCCCAUCAGAAGGAAUGCUCAGCAUUUCCUCAGGAUUGAAGCGUUCAUAGCAAAAUUCAUGAGCUGGUACAAGGCUACAGCAGUGAACAGAAGGAUCUGAUUGAUUAGAUUGUUCCUUUUAAAAGAGACUCCUUGCAGUAUCUUCAAAAUACUCUUGAAGUAAAGUACUUAUGAUAUAGUAGUAUUGGACUAUUUCGUUUGAUUGGUCAAGCUACUCCUUGUGACUUGGAAAGCCAACUCAAUAAUAAAUGUCAAAUAACAAUAAAUGUUCAUCAA
Impatiens glandulifera is the source of this 1229-nucleotide messenger RNA. RefSeq names its product replication factor C subunit 5-like. The transcript has 10 exons. The record is from RefSeq and is a predicted model, not a curated record. NCBI's taxonomy places the organism in Eukaryota, Viridiplantae, Streptophyta, Magnoliopsida, Ericales, Balsaminaceae. Gene Ontology annotation, molecular function: DNA clamp loader activity; DNA binding. Gene Ontology annotation, cellular component: nucleus; DNA replication factor C complex. Gene Ontology annotation, biological process: DNA repair; DNA-templated DNA replication. The coding region runs from base 1 to 1053 and encodes 350 amino acids.